UGGCUUCCGGGUUUGUAGUAAAGCCGCAAAGAGGGGGUUGCAUGUAAAUACUGGACAAUGGGUACCUUAUCGCAGCAGUAAACACCAGUGGAAAGGAAAGGCUCUGUAGCAAGACAAUGGCUGGCCUCUGAACAAGGGAAUGAAUUUUGAGCCAAAGAACCAUCCAUGAAGCCAAGUACUUAAUCCGAGGUGUGGCACCAAUUCAGGCACCUCUGACCUACACGUCAUUUAGACCCUGUUGAAAUAUUACAGCAAUGGACCCAAGAAAUGAGAGUAUUGUUCCCAGUAUCACUCAGUUGGAAAAUUUCCUUACAGAACAUGACUCAAAUGUUGUUUGGCUCCUAGUUGCUACAAUUUUGUCCUGUGGCUGGAUUAUUUAUCUAACCUAUUACAACUCCCGGAACAUUGGAUUUGUUUUAACGUUUGUCCUUAACAGAUUGUAUAAAAAUGGCUACAUUCAUAUUGGUUCCUUUUCCUUCUCUGUCCUAUCUGGAAAAGUCAUGGUUCGAGAAAUCUAUUACAUUACACCAGACAUGUCUAUCAGAAUCCAAGAUGGAUUUCUUAUAUUUCGUUGGUGGAAGAUGUACAAUCCAAAGCAGAAACAGCAUGACCCAAAGGCAGAAACAAGAUUGUAUAUCAUGGUGAAUGAUUUUGAAUUUCAUGUUUACAAUCGCUCUGAAGUGUAUUCACGACUUGAGGAACUAUUUGGUUUGGAACCAAGCAUAAUUCCACAGAAGAAAGAAGAAGAAAAAGCAAGAGAAAAUGGGAGGGAGAGAACACACUCGGAUAUUGGAAGUGUUAAAGUGAAAAGUGAAUCUUAUGAUCCCUCAUCAUCGUGGAGAUCUCUUAUUCCUGUCAUCAAAGUCAAUGUUAGCACUGGUCGUUUGGCGUUUGGGAAUCAUUACUUGCCUCAGACAAUCUGCAUUAACUUUGAUGAUGCUUUCUUAACUUAUACGACAAAACCACCUUCAAGUCAUCUUGAUCACUUUAUGCACAUUGUAAAAGGAAAACUGGAAAACGUUAGGGUCAUGCUUGUUCCAAGUCCAAGAUACGUUGGUCUUCAAAAUGAUGAACCACCAAGAUUAAUGGGAGAAGGCUUCGUUGUGAUGCAAUCCAAUGAUGUCGAUAUCUACUAUUAUAUGGAUGAACCAGGUCUUGUUCCAGAAGAAACAGAGGAAAAUAAUGAGGAAGAAACAAGUAGUGAGGACAGUAAAUUGCAAGACCUCCCACCCUGCUGGGGUUUGGACAUAGUUUGUGGUAAAGGAACUGAUUUCAACUAUGGUCCAUGGGCUGAUAGACAAAGGGACUGUUUGUGGAAAUUUUUCUUCCCACAAGAUUACCAAGUCAUGAAAGUCUCAGAAAUUCCACAGCCUGGGAAGCCACGGCAGAUCCUUGCUUUUGAGCUGCGUAUGAAUAUAAUUGCAGAUGCCACUAUUGAUUUGCUCUUCACAAAAAAUAGGGAAACUAAUGCUGUACACGUAAAUGUUGGAGCAGGCUCUUAUUUGGAAAUUAAUAUUCCUAUGACCGUUGAUGAAAAAGGUUACUCUCCUACAAUUAAAGGACAACUUUUACACGUUGAUGCCACCAGCAGUAUGCAGUACCGGACUCUCUUGGAAGCAGAAAUGUUAGCUUUUCAUAUUAAUUGCACCUAUCCCCGGAUCUGGAACAUGUCGCAGACAUGGCAGUGUGAAGUUGAAGUAUAUAAAGCAACCUACCAUUUUAUCUUUGCGCAAAAAAGCUUUUUUACAGAUUUGAUUCAGGAUUGGUCCAGUGACAGUGCUCCUGAUAUCUAUGCAUUUGUUCCCUAUACAUGGAAUUUUAAAAUCAUGUUUCAUCAGUUUGAAAUGAUUUGGGCAGCAAAUCAGCACAAUUGGAUUGAUUGUUCGACAAAACAACAGGAAAAUGUUUAUGUGGCAGCCUGUGGGGAAACAUUAAACAUAGAUUUUUCUUUGCCUUUUGAUGACUUUGUUCCAAGCAUCUGCAGUACUAAAUUUUCUUUAAGGGGAGAAGGUCUAGAUCUUCACUUAUUUCUUCCAGACAGCCACCCUAGUAAAUAUUCUCUCUUUAUGUUGGUAAACGAUUGUCAUCCUAACAAACUAAAUCCCGAGUCUUGUAAUUCCGCUGAAAAUCAAAGUGGUCAAAAACCAAGCAAACCAAAGUGGAGGAACAUCACUCAAGAAGAGGCCGGCUGGGUCGAAUGCUGGACUGUUCCAAGUAUUAUGCUCACAAUUGGCUACGCAUGGCAUCCAAUUUAUCCCCAGAAAGCUGAUGAGCAGUUAAAGCAGUCAUUGUCAGAAAUGGAGGGGACAAUGUUAUCUGGAUUGAGACCAUCCCAGAAGAAAUCCCCUUUAGCAUCUUCCCGCCCUCCUAUUGACCCUUCAGAGCUUCCACCUGAUAGACUCCGUGUGGAACUGGAAAUCUCUCCAGACUCUCAUAUAAUUUUAUAUGGACCUCUUUUGAAAGCCUUCCUGUCCAUAAAGGAAAAUUAUUUUGGUGAAGAUGAUAUGUACACUGACUUUGAAGAAGUGAUUGCAAGCCCUGUGCUAUCCAUGUCAACAUCUUCAAGUUCUGGGUGGACUGCGGUAGGAGUGGAUGCUGACAAGAAAGAGAGCGAGACGUCAGGCAGGCAGGCUCAUCCUCUAACUAUGCGCCCUUGGGAUAUUACUGUGCUUGUUAAUGUGUACAAAGUGCAUGGACGACUACCAGUGCACUGCAGCAGUGAUGGUCCUGAAUCUCCUACAGUUUUCUUGGAAAGAUUAUGCUUUGAGAUGAAAAAAGGAUACAAGGAGACAAUGUUGCAACUCGUGUUGUCGCCAGUGAAUUUGUUUUUGAAUGACAACUACCAGAGACCUCCUAUGGAUGAAGUACUUCGAGAGGGUCAUAUCAGCCUUUCAGGUUUGCAGCUACGGGCCCAUGCUAUGUUUUCAGCUGAAGGUUUGCCACUGGGAAGUGAUUUGUUAGAAUAUGCAUGGUUGAUUGAUGUGCAAGCUGGAAGUCUGACAGCUAAGGUUACAGUUCCACAGCUUGCAUGCCUGCUUGAGUGGGGACAAACAUUUGUGUUCCAUGUAGUGUGUCGUGAGUUUGAACUGGAACGGCCAAAAUCUGUAAUUACAUGUCAGCAUGGAAUUGAUCGCCGCUUCUGUGAAUCAAAGAUGACCUGCAUCUCUGGCCCUUGUCCAACCUCUGAUGAAUUAAAGUAUACUAUGACUCGCAUAGCAGUAGAUGGAGCAGAUACAUAUAUUGUAGAGCAUGGGUGUGCCACAAAUAUAAAGAUGGGUGCUGUACGCAUUGCUAAUUGUAACCUACACAACCAGUCUGUUCGUGAAGGUAUAAGUGCAGCCAUUCAAGACCUCCAAUUGAAACAAUACAUUGAACAAGUGAAUAACUGCAGAGUUGGUCUUCAGCCAGCAGUGCUGCGAAGAGCAUACUGGCUUGAAGCAGGCUCAGUCAGUUUGGGUCUCAUCACUGCUGACAUUGCAUUAGCCGCAGACCAUCCUUCUAAACAUGAAGUGCAGAGACAUUUUUUGGAAAUUCAUGACAGCAGAACUAAGAGGCUAUGGUUUUUAUGGUCAGAUGAUAAUACAAAGAACAAGAGGAGCAAGAACAAGUGUGGCUGCCUUGGUGGCUGUAGAUUUUUUGGUGGCACAGUGUCGGGAUUAGACUUCUUCAAGCUUGAAGAUUUGACACCCUCAAGUAGCUCUGCUUUUUCAAGUACGAGUGCAGAAUCUGAUAUGUUUUAUGGACAAUCUUUACUGCAACCAGGAGAAUGGAUUAUUACCAAAGAACUUCCAAAAACUAUAGAUGGUAAAGCAAAUGGUGUUAAAAGGAAAGAAUGGGAGUGUCGACCUAUGGGAAUAGAAUUGGAAAGAAAAUCCCAGCACCUGAAUUUACAAGUACCACUGCGAUCUCACAGUUCUUCCUCCUCAUCAGAGGAGAAUAGUAGCUCUAGUGCUGCACUUCCCUUGCUUGCAGGUGAGAGGGAAAGCCCUUCUGGAGCUGAGGACAACUUGGGGCAAAAAGAAUUCUUGGCAGGUGCAAAAAGAGAUGAUGUCCAUGGAUGUACUAUGGCAGUGGGUUCAGGAAGUAGUCCUGUAUCUCCUAACUCCCAAGAGAGGCCUGUUGGUCAAUCCCCUCUUAGAUCGCCUUUAAAACGUCAGGCAUCAGUAUGUUCUACUCGACUUGGGAGUACCAAAAGUCUUACUGCAGCUUUCUAUGGAGACAAGCAACCUGUUCCAGCUGGUGUUCAGUUCAGUAGUGACGUUUCUCGAAGCGAUGAAAAUGUCUUGGAUUCUCCUAAGCAAAGGAGAAGCUUUGGUUCUUUCCCUUAUACCCCUUCUGCUGACUCAAACUCAUUUCAUCAAUAUCGCUCCAUGGACUCCAGCAUGUCAAUGGCUGAUAGUGAAGCCUAUUUCUCAGCAGCUGAGGACUUUGAACCCAUAAGCAGUGAUGAAGGCCCAGGAACCUAUCCUGGAAGAAAAAAGAAAAAAAAGCAAGCCAAACAGAUCGAGUAUGGGAGAGGCUCUAUCUAUCACAGUGUAGAAGGACCCUUAACCACUACAUUACAUGGAGAAGCUAGUCAGGAUCCAAAGAACUUAUCAAUAAGAACGCAUCCUUCCCUAGCUUCAUUUGUUUCUGCUUUGGGAGGAGAAGAUGAACUUGUAGAACAUUUGUAUGUUAUAGAAGCUGAGAAGGCUCCAGAGAAUGAACAAAUCACUUCACAGCAGCCUGUAAUGAACUGUUAUCAAAACUACCUUACCCAAUAUCAGGUGGUCAACUGGUCAGUAAAGCAUCCAACAAAUAAAAGAACUUCUAAAUCUUCAUUACAUCGACCAUUAGACCUAGAGACUCCAACUAGCGAAGAAAGCUCAUCAUCUUUUGAGCAACUGUCUGUCCCAGCCUUUAAGAUUGUUAAACAGGGCCUGACAGCUAAUGCUCUAUUGGACCGAGGAAUGCAGUUCACAGGAUCAACAUCAAACACACCAUACACCCCCUUGGAAAAGAAAAUCCUUGACAAUACAGAUGAUGAAACGAUAACAGAAGAAUGGACUCUGGAUCACCCAGUUUCUCAGACCAGAACAACAGCCAUUGUGGAAAUAAAAGGAACUGUGGAUGUUGUUCUCACUCCACUUGUAGCAGAAGCUUUGGAUAGGUAUAUAGAGGCAAUGGUUCAUUGUGCUAGCACAUACCAUCCAGCAGCUAUUGUGGAUGAUCUGCAUUUCAAGGUCCUCAGAGAAGCGGCGCAGAACAAGAAAACAAGUUUCUCAGAAAAUUUAUCCUCCAAGCAGGAUGUUAGAGGAUCAAAAAUAGAGACCCCUGCCACAGGAACUACUCAAGCAAAAACACAGACAAAUCUUUCUCUCAAGCAAGAUAAUGUGACUAUUAAAGGACUUCAAGCUAAUGUUACGCUCCCCAAGGUGAAUUUGUGUUUACUGCAAGCAUCAGUGGAAGAAUCAUCAGGCAACGCUACAGGAAAAAGCAUUACCCAUGUUUCCUUAGUGGCUUUGUGCUUUGAUAGGAUUGCUACACGUGUUCGUAUGAACAGAGGUGUGGUCGAAGAGUCUACAAACAGUGCAGAAACUGGGAGAGGUUCUGUAACUUUCGACAAGUAUGUCCAUACUAGUAAAAUGCAGCCUCAGUCUUCUGGUUCCCUGAGAUCCAAUGCUGGAGCAGAGAAAGGAAAAGAAAUUGGAGCUAAGCUUAACAUUCACCGCAUUCAUGGGCAGCUCAGAGGCCUUGAUGCAACUGAUAUUGGGACUUGUGCAAUAACAGCUAUUCCUUUUGAAAAAUCGAAAGUUCUUUUCACUUUGGAGGAGCUGGAUGACUUUAGCUUUGUAGAUGAAACUGAUCACCAAGGAAUUCCAGAUGUAACAAGGAUAGGUCCCAGUCAAGAGAAAUGGGGCUGGAUAAUGUUCGAAUGUGGAAUUGAAAACCUAACAAUAAAAGGGGGCCGACAAUCAGGUGCUGUUUUAUACAGUGCAUUUGGAAAUCUGGGUAAAUCUACAGCCACAGAUAGGGGGGGACUGCUUGCAUCCAACAAUUCUUCAGAUUCUCCAACUGGGAGUGGUUACAAUACUGAUGUGUCUGAGGAAAACCUCCCUUGUGAUCAAACAAGUGCUGCUUCAGAUGUUCAUGCAAACUCUGUUUCAGAUGAGCAGGAUGAAGGAGUUGAAUCAGAUGAUCUGAAAAAAGACCAUCCAUUAAGACCUCCCCCACCCGAUUCAAGUAGUAUGAAGCUGACAAUCAAAGAAAUUUGGUUCAGUUUUGCUGCUCCCACAAAUGUGCGCUCUCCUGCCCACGUAUUUUCAAGGCAACUGAACCUUCUAAGCACUGCAACUCCUGCUGUUGGUGCUUGGCUUGUUCCUAUUGAUCAAGUGAAAUCCUCCUUAAACAAAUUGGAAACAGAAGGAACACUACGAGUUUGUGCUGUCAUGGGCUGUAUAAUGACUGAAGCGUUAGAGAACAAAAGCGUCCACUUUCCUUUGAGAAGCAAGUACAAUAGGCUUACUAAAUUAGCCCGCUACCUACAAGAAAAUCCUUCCUGUUUGCUGUGUAAUAUACUGCACCACUAUCUUCACCAGGCAAACUAUUCCAUCAUUGAGGAUGCAACUAUGAGUGAUGGCCUUCCUGCUCUUGUAACUUUAAAGAAAGGUCUCAUUGCCUUAGCUAGGCAGUGGAUGAAAUUCAUUGUUGUAACACCAGCCUUCAAAGGGGUGAAUUUACAUAGGCCAGCUCAGCCUAUGAAACUCCAGUCAGCUGCACCCAAUCAGCAAGAGGAGGGCUUUGGUUUAGACAAUGGAGGUGGUCUUCAGAGUGACACAAGUGCUGAUGGAGCAGAGUUUGAGUUCGAUGCAGCCACUGUCAGUGAACAUACAAUGCUUUUGGAAGGGACUGGUACCCGCCCCCCACCUGCUGGAGGAUCUUCUGGGCCAGUGACUGGUGCUGAGAUUAUGAGAAAACUAUCAAAGACUCAUACACAUAGUGAUUCUGCGCUUAAAAUAAAGGGUAUCCAUCCAUAUCACUCCCUGAGCUACACUAGUGGAGAUACAGCUACAGACUCACCAGUGCAUGUUGGACGUUCUGGAGUGCUUAUCAAAGAAAGUCCAAGGAAAGAAAGUCUGCUCAGCUACCUGACAGGAAGUUUUCCUAGCCUACACAAUCUCUUGGAAGGAACUCCUCAAAGAAAUGCAACAGCCCCUAAAAGUAGUUCUUUAACAAGAACAGUGAAUACAAUGCCCUCUGAGAUGUUGUCAGAGCAUCCUUUAUUAACUGAGCCAUCAUCGGUGAGCUUUUACAACUGGAUGUCAAAUGCUGUGGGCAACAGAGGCAGUGUGGUGCAAGAAUCUCCUGUCACCAAAUCUGGACACAAUAGUCUUCCAACAGGUGUAGCCCCAAAUCUUCCUACUAUACCUUCAGCAUCUGACUUCAAUACAGUACUUUCCAGUGAUCAGAACACAUUGGAUGGAACACAUUCACAACACAGUACCAGUCAGGAUGAUAUCGCUGGUAUAGAGGAAGGUAACCGGGGAUUUCCUGCUGUUCAGCUUGCUGAUGCCCAGGUUGUUUUUAAACCUCUUCUGAGUCACAUAGGAAUACAGUCUCAGGAUGCAGUGCCACUCUGCUAUCGGAUGUACUUUGGAGAGCAUCUUUCCUUCUCAGGGACUCUGGAUUGCCUUAGAGCAGACAUUGUGGAUUCAGAUACAGCGAAGGAUAGAAGAAGCAAAAGAGCACGAAGGCAAGGAGCAGUUAAUCUCCCUCCCCUUGAAUUUAAACCUGCAUUAAUGUUGGAAACGUUCAGCCUGAGUGCUGUUAUAAUGGAGAAAUCAGUUUGCACACCUCAGAACCCCACCAGCGCCCUUGCCUUUCAUGACUUCAACAAACGUCAUUAUAGCACUUUUCACUGCAAUUUUACAAUCUCUUGCCAGUCUAUAAGCCAGCAUGUAGAUAUGGCACUGGUGCGUCUCAUUCACCAGUUCAGCACCAUGAUAGAUGAUAUAAAAGCUACACAGACAGACAUCAAGCUCAGCAGGUACACGGCUGGUUCCGCUUCUCCAACGCCGACCUUUAAAACCCGCAAGCACAGAGACUUCCGUUCUUCUGACUUCAGUCGCAGCUCUCGAGGGAGCCUCAAUGGUUGCAACAGAGUAAACAAUGCAAAAAACAAACGUCCAAAUAAUGAGAACAAUAAAAAAGAAUCUCGAAACAAGAACUCCCUUGGGAGGUCAGAAAGAAGAACUUCUAAAGUAUCCAGGAAAGGUUCAAAGGAUGUUGUUGAUCAUGUGACCAUUCAUAUGGACGACUCUGAUUCGAUUACUGUAUCGGAACAGAGUGAGCCUUCAGCAGAAUGCUGGCAAAAUAUGUAUAAACUGUUAAACUUUUAUUCUCUUAUUUUGGAUCCAACAGGGAUUUUAGAAAAAUCUUCUGAAACAUUUUGCCCAACAGGUGUUCGGAGUCCUACUGAACCUGUAUGCAGAGUUAUAUUUGAGAAUGAACAGGAUAACAGCAGCUUAAGCAGAACACAGAGGAAGCGCAGUUUAGUCACAUCUGAACCUCAGCAUGUGACCCUGAUAGUUUUUGGAAUAGGCAUGGUGAACCGCACGCAUCUUGAAGCAGAUAUUGGUGGGCUAACAAUGGAAGCUGAGCUGAAGAGAAUCCAUGGGAGUUUUACACUCAAAGAAAAAAUGAAAGAUAUACUUCAUCAAAAGAUGACUGAGACGAGUGCUACCGCUCACAUAGGUGGUGUUAAUAUUGUUCUGCUGGAAGGGAUCACACCAAACAUUCAACUGGAGGAUUGAAGCACAGCCAAAGAAGAAUUUCUAACGGUGGUGAAAUGCAGCAUUGCCAAAUCACAGGCUCUUUACAGUGCCCAAAGAGGGCUGAAAACAAAUAAUGCUGCAGUAUUCAAAGUAGGUGCUAUUAGUAUCAACAUUCCUCAGCAUCCGGCUACCCUUCACAGCAUGAUGGUGCGGAGUUCUCAUCAGCUUUCAAAACAGAUCUCUGACCUCAUCAGGCAGCCAUCUACAGUACCACAGCCUACAAAAGAAGAUACUGCAAUGCCAUUACCUGCAGAAAAGACGCCUACAAGCGUAAACCAGACGCCUAUUGAAACCAAUGAAUUUCCGCAGUUGCCUGAAGGCUUGGAGAAGAAGCCCAUUGUUCUUAAAUUCAGUGCCAUGAUUGAUGGAAUUGCUAUUGGAGCAGCCCUCUUGCCGUCCUUAAAAGCUGAGUACAAGAUGGGAAGAAUGAGAAGCCAUGGAAUGACAGGUGCACAAACAAGGUUUACAUUUGAGUUGCCAAAUCACAGGCUGCGAUUUACUUCUAAAGUCUCUGCCACUGAUAUGUCUACCAUCCCUCCGUCAGCCAGUCUUAACCUUCCUCCUGUAACCAUGUCGGGUAAAUACAUCAUGGAGGAGCAUGACAGCUAUACAGAUCAGACAUGGAGUAUAGAUGAACUACCAACUAAACAGGGUUAUUAUCUACAGGGAAAUUACUUGCGUUGUGUUGCUGAGGUUGGUUCAUUUGAACAUAAUCUUACAACAGACCUUUUGAACCAUUUAGUUUUUGUACAGAAAGUAUUCAUGAAAGAGGUCAAUGAAGUAAUACAGAAAGUUUCAGGAGGAGAACAACCUAUUCCUCUUUGGAAUGAACAUGAUGGAACGACGGAUGGAGAGAAGCCAAAGGUUCUCCUCUACUCUUUAAGUCUGCAGUUUAAGGGUAUCCAGGUGACAGCCACAACACCAUCAAUGAGGGCCGUAAGAUUUGAAACAGGAUUGAUAGAACUGGAGCUGUCAAAUAGAAUACAAACCAAAGCAAUGCCUGGUAGUAGCAGCUACCUGAAGCUCUUUGGUAAAUGCCAGGUGGAUUUGAAUCUGGCAUUAGGACAAAUUGUUAAACAUCAAGUUUACGAAGAAGCUGGAUCAGACUUCCAUCAGGUGGCUUAUUUUAAGACUAGAAUUGGAUUAAGAAAUGCCCUCAGAGAGGAAAUCAGUGGCUCAUCAGAUCGUGAAGCUGUGCUCAUCACUUUAAACAGACCAAUUGUUUUUGCUCAGCCUGUGGCCUUUGAUAGAGCUGUGCUUUUCUGGCUGAACUAUAAGGCUGCUUAUGACAACUGGAAUGAACAGAGACUGGCCUUGCAUAAAGACAUUCAUGUGGCUACAAAGGAAAUAGUUGACAUGCUACCUGGAAUCCAGCAGACAUCUGCUCAAGCAUUUGGAACGCUCUUUCUUCAGCUAACAGUUAAUGAUUUAGGGAUUUGCCUGCCCAUCACAAACACACCACAGUCUAACCAUUCAGCUGAUUUGGACACUGGCUCUGCAUUAGUCUUGACCAUUGAAAGCACUUUAAUCACUGCCUGCUCUUCAGAAUCGCUGGUUAGCAAAGGUCAUUUUAAAAACUUCUGUAUCCGCUUUGCUGAUGGCUUUGAAACAAGCUGGGAUGACUGGAAGCCAGAAGUACGAGGAGAUCUAGUCAUGAAUGCUUGUGUUGUUCCAGAUGGUACAUAUGAGGUGUGUUCAAGGACAACAGGGCAGGCAGCUGCAGAAAGUAAUAGUGCUGGAACAUGGACUCUUAACGUGCUGUGGAAGAUGUGUGGCAUUGAUGUGCACAUGGAUCCUAACAUUGGGAAAAGAUUAAAUGCUCUGGGAAAUACACUUACAACGUUGACUGGAGAAGAAGAUUUAGAUGAUAUUGCUGACCUUAACUCUGUUAACAUGGCUGACCUGUCUGAUGAAGAUGAAGUUGAUACAAUGUCUCCCACUGUUAGUAUGGAGAAUGCUGAGUGUAGGAGGCAGGGAACAGCUAACAACCAGCCGGGGGAGCAGAGAGGAAGAAAGUAUGUUAAACGUUUAGUAGACAUACGGGAACUGAAUGAACAAGCUAAAGUAAUUGAUGAUUUGAAGAAGCUGGGUGCAAGUGAAGGAACCAUAAACCAAGAAAUUCAACGUUAUCAGCAGCUGGAGUCAGUAGCUGUAAAUGACAUUCGCAGAGAUGUCCGUAAAAAACUGCGCAGAUCAAGUAUGAGGGCAGCAUCACUAAAAGAUAAAUGGGGACUAGGUUACAAACCUAGCUAUAAUCGAUCAAAAAGCAUCACAACAUCUGGAAGACCGCCUCUAAAAAGAAUGGACAGGACAAGUACACGUCUUGGAGAGAGUGAAGAACUUCCAGAAAUACGUGUAGAUGGUGCAUCUCCUGGACCCAGAGUAACUUUCAAUAUACAGGACACAUUGAAUAAAACAGUUUUACAACAGUCCAGCUGUCCAGGGGAAGGGUAUUUUCAGUUUCCUGAGGAGUCAGAAUCGGAUCUUUUGUCAGUAACCAUUGAUGGUCCAUCCCAUUAUUCAUCCACUAGUGAAGGAUCAUGCUCAGUAUUCAGUUCACCCAAAACUCCAGCUGUCUUCUCACCAAGCAUUCCCUUCCAGCCUGAAGAAGGAAGACGAGACGAAAGUUUGUCUUCAACAAGUGAAGAUUCUGAAAAAGAAGAAGACCAUGAGAGAGAGAAGCCUUAUUUUUACCGAAAAGCCCAGCCUGUUUCUCGUAAGAAAGCAACAGGUUUUGCUGCUGUACACCAACUGUUUACUGAACGGUGGCCAACAACUCCAGCCAACAGAAGUGUGACUGGCACAACUACAGAGAGGAAUAUUGAUUUUGAGCUUGAUGUGAGAGUUGAAAUUGACUGUGGGAAAUGUGUUCUUCAUCCAACAACACUUCAGCAAGAACAUGAUGACAUAAGCUUAAGGAGGAGUUAUGAUCGGAGUUCUAGAAGUUUAGACCAAGAGUCUCCUUCAAAAAAGAAGAAAUUUCAAACUAAUUAUGCAUCGACUACUCACUUACUGGCUGGAAAGAAAGUGCCAUCGUCUCUGCAGACAAAGUCCAGUGACUUGGAGACAACAGUAUUUUACAUUCCUGGUGUGGACGUAAAGCUACACUACAACUCCAAGAUGUUAAAGACUGAAUCGCCAAAUGCGUCCCGUGGUUCAUCUCUGCCAAGAACCCUUUCCAAAGAAUCCAAGUUGUAUGGUAUGAAAGAUACUGCCAUGUCCUUUUCUCACCUCAAGGCUAAAACUUUACUUCCUCCCCAACCCCCACCCAUCCCAUCAGCCAAAGGGAAGGGAAGUGGUGGCAUAAAAACAGCUAAAUUGUAUGCUUGGGUUGCACUCCAGUCCUUGCCGGAGGAAAUGGUGAUUAGCCCCUGCCUGCUGGACUUCCUAGAGAAGGCACUUGAAACCAUUCCUAUAACUCCAAUAGAAAGGAACUAUGCAGCUGUUAGCUCCCAAGAUGAGGAUAUUGGGCAGUUUGAUAUGCAAGAUCCCUUAGAAGAGUCCACAGCCUCCUUGGUGUCCUCAUCAACCUCAGCAUACUCCUCCUUCCCUGUGGAUGUGGUGGUUUAUGUAAGAGUUCAGCCUUCACAGAUCAAGUUCAGCUGCUUACCUGUAUCAAGGGUGGAAUGUAUGCUGAAGCUUCCUUCCCUUGAUCUUGUAUUUUCUUCUAAUCGAGGGGAACUGGAAACUUUAGGUACAGCCUGCCCUACAGAAAAUGCUGCACAAAGUGGACCAAAGAUUAAAACUGUGUCGCCAGGUUCAUCACCUGGUCUGGGCAGCCCCUUUGGCAGAACACGGCAUAGCAGUAGCCAAUCAGAUUUGACUGGUUCUAGUAGUAGUUCUUCAGGCCUGAGCUUCACAGCCUGCAUGUCUGAUUUCUCCCUUUAUGUAUUUCAUCCAUAUGGAGCAGGAAAGCAGAAAACCAGUGUGACUGGCCUGAGUGCUAAUUCUGGGUCCCUUGGAAAUGUAGAUGAAGAACCCUCUUCAGUUACUGGUCGAAAAGAUUCAUUGAGCAUUAAUCUUGAGUUUGUGAAAGUUAGUCUGUCAAGAAUAAGGCGUUCAGGUGGUGCUUCCUUUUUUGAGAGUCCCUCUGCAAGCAAAACUGCAAGCAAGAUGGACACCACUUUAAUAAACAUAUCUGCUGUUUGUGAUAUAGGAUCGGCUUCUUUUAAGUAUGACAUGAGGAGACUAAGUGAGAUUUUAGCCUUCCCAAGAGCCUGGUACAGAAGGAGUAUUGCAAGGCGCCUUUUUCUGGGUGACCAAACCAUAAAUUUGCCAGAAACAUCUGGCCCUGGGACUCCAGAUUCUGUCGAAGGAGUGAACCAACACAUGUCUCCUGAAUCAUCACGAAAAGCCUACUGUAGGACCUGGGAGCAGCCCAGCCAAUCUGCUUCAUUUACCCACAUGGCUCAGUCACCUAAUGUUUUCAAUGACCACGGCACAAGCAGUAAUAUGUCACCUGGAACAGCAGCUCAUAACUUAAAAUCCCCAGCAGUGUCAAGAUCCAGGAGUGUGUCGGACUCUUCAGUUCCCCAGAGAGAUGCACUCUCAAAAACUUCGACUCCUUUCAAUAAAUCCAACAAAGCCGGAGGUCAGCAAGUGACACCAUGGGAGACGCUGGUUGUGUUUGCUAUGAACUUAAAACAGCUAAAUGUCCAGAUGAACAUGAGCAAUGUCAUGGGAAACACUACGUGGACUACCAGUGGUUUGAAAAGCCAAGGUCGUUUAUCUGUGGGUAGUAACAGGGAUCGGGAAAUUAGCAUGUCAGUUGGUCUGGGAAGAUCCCAUUUGGAUUCUAGAGGUGGCGUGGUUGGAGGUACCAUAGAUGUUAACACCUUGGAGAUGGUGGCUCAUAUUUCUGAACAUCCCAACCAGCAACCAAGUCACAAAAUUCAAAUGACCAUGGGCUCUACUGAAGCACGUGUUGACUAUAUGGGAUCCAGUAUCCUAAUGGGCAUUUUUAGUAAUGCUGACCUUAAAGUACAGGAUGAAUGGAAAGUUAAUCUAUGCAACACUUUGGAUUCCAGUAUUACUGAUAAAAGUGAAAUAUUUGUCCAUGGAGAUUUGAAAUGGGAUAUUUUUCAAGUAAUGAUUUCCAGAUCAACUACUCCAGACCUCAUCAAAAUAGGAAUGAAGCUUCAGGAAUUCUUUACUCAGCAGUUUGAUACAAGCAAGAGAGCUUUAUCUACCUGGGGACCUGUUCCAUAUCUCCCCCCAAAAACUGUGGUUAAUAUUGUAGAGAAAAGCUCACAUCAGCAAUUACUGGAUGCAGCACAUCAUCGCCAUUGGCCAGGGGUCUUAAAGGUGGUAUCAGGGUGCCACAUAUCCUUAUUUCAGAAUCCUUUACCAGAAGAUGGAAUGCAGUUUGGGGGUUCUAUGAGCUUGCAUGGAAAUCACAUGACAUUGGCAUGUUUCCACGGACCUAAUUUUCGCUCAAAAUCAUGGGCUUUAUUUCACCUUGAAGAACCUAACAUUGCCUUUUGGACAGAAGCACAGAAAAUUUGGCAAGACGGUUCUAGUGAGCCUUCUACAUAUGUUGUACAAACGCUGGACUUCCAUUUGGGACAUAAUACUAUGGUCACAAAGCCCUGUGGCGCUCUAGAAAGUCCAAUGGCAACAAUCACCAAAAUAACAAGGCGGCGUCAUGAAAACCCACCACAUGGAGUGGCAAGUGUGAAAGAAUGGUUCAAUUAUGUUACAGCUACAAGGAAUGAAGAGUUAAAUCUCCUUCGAAAUGUUGAUGCAAAUAACACAGAGCAUAGCACAACAGUGAAAAGCUCCAGCUUAUUAAGUGGAUUCAGAGGUGGUUCCAGCUACAAUCAUGAGACUGAAACUAUCUUUGCUUUACCAAGGAUGCAGCUGGACUUCAAAUCCAUUCAUGUUCAACAGCCACAGGAACCUUCAUUGCAAGAUGCUGAUGCUAAGCCAAAGGUGGAAUGCAGCGUAGUAACAGAAUUCACUGAUCACAUAUGUGUAACUAUGGAUGCUGAAUUGAUCAUGUUUCUGCAUGAUUUAGUAUCUGCUUACCUUAAAGAAAAGGAAAAAGCCAUCUUUCCACCUCGCAUUUUAUCUAGUCGGCCAGGACAGAAAAGUCCAGUCUGCAUAGUUGAUGACAGCACUACUGAGAGAGAAGACAACAUUACUUAUACUACAGUAGAUUGGAGAGAAUUUAUGUGCAAUACAUGGCAUCUGGAACCUACACUCAGAUUAAUCUCUUGGACUGGAAGAAAGAUAGAUCCAGUAGGCGUUGAUUAUAUCCUUCAAAAGCUGGGUUUUCAUCAUGCAAGAACAACAAUUCCUAAAUGGCUUCAACGAGGAGUCAUGGACCCUCUGGAUAAGGUUCUGUCUGUUUUUAUCAAGAAGCUUGGCAGUGCCCUGCAGGAUGAAAAGGAAAAGAAAGGAAGAGACAAGGAAGAUCACUGAGGGUGGUAAUAAAGUAAUGUGGCAAACACACAUUUUAUAUAUUUUUUGUUUUACAAAGUGUUCAGCUGUAUAAUUUUAAGUAAGAUUUACACUGAAAGAACUUAACAGCUUUUUGCUACUGUAUUUAAAACUUGAUUGACAUUGUGAGUAACUGUUUACUAUGGUAUAUGAUGCCAUUUUGUAUUCAUUCUAGUAUUGCAUGACCAAUGUUUGUGAAGAGAACUCUAAAGCUGCUGUUUAGCAUUCACAAUUUUAUGAUGUGCAAUAUUCUGCAUCUUUGAACUACAAAUUAACUGUGAAUUUUCAGAAUUUUUACUUGCCAUAACACUGAAUACCCUUUUGGGCAAUGUGAUUCCAUGAAUGGUUGUGUUGUUUUUUUCUUGUCCAUGCAUAUUGUAUAAUUUCUGUAUAAUUUAUGAAACUGUGAUUGCCUGUGUGAAAUUAUUUUAAGUUUCUUAUACCUUGGAAUAAAAUUUAAUAUGU
This is a messenger RNA of Gekko japonicus, 15719 nucleotides long. RefSeq names its product KIAA1109 ortholog (gene BLTP1). Gene Ontology annotation, biological process: synaptic vesicle endocytosis. NCBI's taxonomy places the organism in Eukaryota, Metazoa, Chordata, Lepidosauria, Squamata, Gekkonidae. The record is from RefSeq and is a predicted model, not a curated record. The transcript has 87 exons.